This is a messenger RNA of Harmonia axyridis, 336 nucleotides long. RefSeq lists its product as uncharacterized. NCBI's taxonomy places the organism in Eukaryota, Metazoa, Arthropoda, Insecta, Coleoptera, Coccinellidae. The transcript has a single exon. Bases 1 to 336 code for a protein of 111 amino acids. The record is from RefSeq and is a predicted model, not a curated record.
AUGGAUGCGUUGAGGAGAUCGGCUAGAAUAUCUAGAAUGGAAAGAAUAAGAAACCAGGAAGUACGAAAUCAAAUGGGAGUAGAAGGCACAAUCAUGGAUGGUAUAGAGAGAAAACAGCUGAUCUGGUAUGGACAUGUUCAACGAAUGGGACAAUCACGACUGCCGAAAAUAACAAUGGAAUGGAUACCAAACAUGAGAAGACGAAGAGGGAGACCAAGAAAGAACUGGAUGGAGGAAAUACGAAAUGCAAUGAGAGAUCGAAACUUGCAAGCAGGGCAAUGGAAAGAUCGCAAGCAAUGGAUUCUAGGCAUUGGACAACGUCGUCGCACGUUUUAA